AUGGGUGUGGACGAGCAGAAGGAGGAACGUGAAGUCCUCGACUCCAUCUUCCCGGAUGAGAUCACAGAUCUUUCAGACACCUCAUACCGAAUAUCAAUCACCCUCGACCAGCCUGCCGACUUCCAUGAUGAGUCCGUGGAGCCACCAAUCAUUCUCCUGAAUGUCACAUACCCCGAAACGUAUCCCGACGUGGGUCCGCAUCUCGACCUCAGCGCUCCACCCAGUGCUGCAAAACAUCCUCUUAUUGAGGUGGCCGAAGACAAAGCCCAGUUGCUUGAUGCUCUUGCGCCCACAAUAGAAGAGUCGUUAGGAAUGGCAAUGGUAUUCACUCUCGUGUCAACGCUGAAGGAGCUGGCGGAGCAGCUCAUGGCAGAUCGCCAGCGCCAGGAAGACGAAAUUCGCGAUAUGGAAGUGCGGAAAAAGGAGGAGGAAGCGAACCGUAAGUUUUACGGCACAAAGGUCACGAAGGAGCGGUUCUUGGAAUGGCAGGCCAACUUCAAGAAAGAAAUGGAGGAGGCGGCUCGGGUCCAGCGUGAGGAGGAGGAGGCCGAAGAGAAGAAGAAAGGCGGAGCGAAGGCUGCAGCGAAGGCGGAGGAGAAGCGUAUGACUGGCAGACAGCUUUGGGAGAAAGGUCUGGUCGGCAAAGACGCGGACAUCGAAGGCGAAGAUCUAACUGAAGGCGUCAAAGAGCUAAAGGUUGGUGCUUGA
Molecule: messenger RNA, 708 nt
Organism: Cyphellophora europaea CBS 101466
Lineage: Eukaryota; Fungi; Ascomycota; Eurotiomycetes; Chaetothyriales; Cyphellophoraceae
Exons: 2
Coding region: 1-708 (235 amino acids)
Biological process (GO): cytoplasmic translation
Molecular function (GO): protein binding
Source: RefSeq, a predicted model, not a curated record